AUGAGGUGGUUGGAGGGGUAUAAUGAGGAAGUUGAAAGGAAGACAAGAGGAGUGACCGAUGGAUUAUCUGCACUUAUAGACAGUUUCUUCAAGAAGGUUCUAGAGCGUCAGUCCAAGAGCCUCGAGGAGCAACUUCGGGAGUGGACCAAGGACGUGUCACAAAUAUUUCGUGACGCUGGCACUGUAGAAACAAAAAUUAAUCUCCUCGAUAGCUCACUUAAACACAAACUAGUUGUAGAGUUACGUACGCUAAAAGACGCCGUUAAGAUGUUGCUCGAGAGUGCCGUGAAUCGUGAGUUGUUCAGUCACGUGAGAUUUGUAGACAGAACACUGAAGCGGCAAAGAGAUAAAAUUGAAAACGCAAUUAAAGCCAGAUCGGCGGAACUUGAAAAAACCUUAGAGGAGCGAAAAAGUAAAUUGCACAGCCAGAUUGAGGAUGAAUGUAAAAGUGUUCAGAGGACGGCGGUGGAGGAGUUUGAUAAAAAUUUUACGGGAAUCCAGAUGGUAAGGGAGACAUGUAGAGGACAAAUUGCGUUAAUUAGAAAUACUGUGAAUGAUGCCAAGAAGACGGUCGGCAAAUACAUCAAGAAAUUUGAUGAUGCGUAUAAAGACGAGAUUCUCCACACCUUUAAUGCUAUAAAAGCAAAGAUAACGAGCAUUGAUCCAACGAAUGAGUACGCUGGAGCCGAAGGCGGAUGUUCAAUACUUUACAAAGAUUUCGUUGACGUUAGAACACAAUUUAUAAGUAUUAGGGAUAAUUUGGGAGGUUAUGUCAAAGAGUUGGAAAAGUGGAUUACGGAGGCUAUGACAGAUAUUAAUUCUGCGCAUAAAGAGAUUGAGAUCAUACUGAACGAGGCUAAGCAAAAUGGUUCGAAUAGAAGAACAGUGGAAAACGCCGCAACUCAAUUAAAACUUAAUGCGGAAGCGCUUUGGAACGCUGGGAACAAUGUUAACGUGCAAAUUGGAAGUUUGGUUAAUAAUGCGAAGAAUGCGAUUCCAGAGCUGGAAAAUGUCUAUAAAAAGAAAUUGUGGAAAGUGAAAACCGAUGUGGAAAUUGCGGUUGGGAAUGAUGGUGAUACGUCCAAGGGAAGUGUCUUGGAACGUCUCGACGAUCUUGACAAGAAGGUUAAAAAAGAUUUGUACAACGUGAGAGAGAAAAUUAAAAAACAGUUGGAGGCUUAUAUCGCCAAAUUGAAAGGUGCGUUGGAAGUCGGAAUACAGGGGGCUACGGAGGUUUGGGGUGGUACCGAAGGUGUGGAAAAGAUUAAGAAAAUUUUGGAAAGAGGAAAUGUGCAUGAUCUGCUUAAUGAUAGUUCAUCCACUGGCUUUGCGAUCAGACUUGAAAAGGCGCUUGAAGCUAUUAAUCACUAUACACGGCUGAAGGCGCUUCAAUCAGAUGUUCCAAAAAUUGUUGAAGCACUCACGAACGACAUCAACUUGGAACUUACAAACGAGAUACCGGGCACUGAUAGAGAUUACGAGACUGCAAUAAACUUUGAUAAGCCACCACAAGGCGGCCUGAUGCACGAAUAUAGAGAGGAGACGAAAACGGAAGCAGAGAAAGGCAGACUUAGAUCCUUAAUUAAGGCUCUGAAAAUAGGACCUUUUCAAGAUAUUAAAAACAUCGGGAGUGAAAUAACCAUAGACGGUCUUGAACGUGCUGACUCUUAUAAUAAACUCAAGGAUACAAUUGGCAUUAUAAAAGGCCAAGUAACCACCACACUAUCACAAAUCGGCAAUCUAAAGGCUCAAGCUCAACAAAAUCACCAACAGAUUACUGAACAUCUUGGGAAAUUGUUCGGUGUCAUUCAAGGAGCUAGUGAGGCUGUCAAAGUGUACGUUGAUAUAUUGAAAGGUGAUAGAAUCGAUAACCGACUGGGAAAGGGAAUCAAAACCAGAAUCAAUACUCUACAAAGCGAGACAUUGAAGAAAGGCAUUGAGGACGCUAACAACAAGAUCCUUGACAAAAUAAGAAUGUUGGAAAAGGUACCCGAUUUGGUUGACACAGAAAGAAAAGAAGUUGACGAGAUGAUGGACCAACUAAAAAGUGAAUUCGUUAAACUUCAAGAUGAAAUCCGCACUAUUGAAACUAAGGUUAAUGACGCUUCAGCAACCAUAGAAAAUGGCAUGAAUGAUCUGGACCAAAUUGUUCGCGGAACUAAGAAUGAGCUCAAUAGAGUCGUUGACGUUUUAAAAAAUGUCCUUUUGGAUGAUGUCACAGAAGCCUUCAUCGCCGCGCAGCAAUCCGUGUCAUACCUCAAACGGGAUCUCCUCAAUACAACUGAAAAGGCCUUCGAAACUGUGACUUCCGCUGUCCGGAAAAUGUUUACAGAUCAGCAUAUCGCCGACCUAACAGCAUUGCAGAGAUUAGCUGUCAGGCAACAAUCCGAAAUCGAACAAAUCGUGUUCACAGACAAAAUGACUGGCGUCAAGGGGUUGAUGAACGCUUUGAGCAGUAACCUUGGAGAGUACAUCGAUGCACUCAGGUAUCCAGAUGUAGCAAAAUUCUCCACCGCCUUCAACAACUACCUCUCCCCCCUCCUCUCCUACACCAUCGCACAGGUCAAGACGCCGGGCAAGGCGAAGAAGGGAGAGAAAGUAGACAGUGAGGAGUCCAAGAAAGUUCAAGAAAUUCAGAAGGCCGUCGACAAAUUACUCUCCCACCUCUCUGCAUCUGACAAACUAUACAACUUCGACUAUGCUUUCCAACAAAAACUCUCCGCACUAACCGACGCAGUCAACGCCCUGCACGCCGACAAAUUCGCCGGCCACCAGAAUCCCGAAUUGCUCGACGCGCUGAAGAAAGGGAUGCUUGGCGUUACCGGCGAGUUGAAACACGCGUACGUUAAUAGGUAUGAUAGUCAGAAAUUCACGGAAAACUUAGUCGACGCUAAAUAUGAACUAACCCCCUCAAAUAAUACCACAAUCAUAACGCUGAGGGAUUAUGGUAGGAAGUGUUCUAAAGUAUGUGCCACAGUCCUUUUUAUAUUGUUCCGAGACAUGAGGAACCUCCGAAAGCGCUGCCCAGAAAAGUGGACGUCUAAUACUAUAUAUUCUAAUACCGGCCUUGGAACAUUCCUCAAGAACUCCGGUUACAGGGUGUCCAAUGAAAAUGAUGGCCACGACGGUGAGUUGAGGAACAAGUCGAAGUUAAAGGGUGAGCAUAUUUAUGAUCUUAUGACGAAGCAACACGGCCAGAGUAGUCAAACGUACAGAAUCGUUGACGACUAUGAUGACUAUGUAGACCAGACGAGUGUACAAAAUUACAGUGUCCUUAAGAGGCUUUACAACAACCUCGAAUGUUACAACGAGGUGUGUCACCAUUACAUCCCGGAAAAACCCAAGUCACCGUCUAACAUCUACCAGAUGCUCCAGUGGUGUAGUGGCUUGCAAUACAAUUACAUGUUUGAGAAAGUUUGUGAUUAUUUGAUGGAACUGUUUGGCAAACCUGACGGGUAUAAAGAUUCGAAGUAUUCGGAUAUACCCAGUGCACUACUGAAAUUAGAUGCUCAUCCGGAGACAAUCACCUAUAGUAGCUUAAUAACAUUGCUUAAGAAAGUAUGCCAAAACGCAAGAAAACCGCUGAUCGCCGUGCUUGGUUACGGCCAUGCUGACGGUGUAUAUGCCGUUGAUCACUUUAAUAACUCGAGUAAUCUAUCGUAUCCCAGUAGCGCUGCUGUAUGUUUUGAUAUGCUCUUAGAUAUAUUGCAAAGACUAUACCAGCAACUUUACUUCGUAUUGACGCAGUGCCUCCGUGGCAAAAGCACCAGCGGCUGGCGUGACUGUCACUACGGCCGGCACGUCGGUGGGUCCAGCUGGCGGUGUAACUACCUCCAAUGUGCUGACCAAACAUGUAACCAAAAGCACAACCAAGCGGUCAAGCAAACAGCCAACCAACACAGUGACUGCGGACUGAAAUCCCCUUUCCAAUCUUUUCUGGAAGAUGGUCUACAAGGCUUCUUGUCUCAUUCAAUUACCUCUCCUGGUUGCAAAUUAACUUGCUCAGUUACCAACCACCGAGGCAUCCCGUGCAAGACUCCGAUGGGAUUUGGGGAGAUCAGCACAAUGGCGUCACAAACACAGAAAGGUGAACGUCUUAUGAGAGUGCUUCGUGAUUUAUGCGGUGAUUCAGAGAAGCCUCUUAGCAAACUAUGUGGUUACUUAGUGUGCCUUACGCAUCGUGCUCCACAAAACCUUGGUGACAUGUUUGCGUUUUACCAGGGCUUCAUCAUGGAUUACACUGGUGGCUUUUAUGGAAACAAAGAAUCGCCGGUGCAUACGCAAAGAGCACUUAAGGACGCCGUUACCGAAGCCUACUUCGGUCAAGAACAUCCCUUUGAUCCCAGCCCGUUGUAUGGUAGUAUUGGUCACGUAGAUAGCGACAUAAAGGGUGAUUUGUACAGCAUAUCAACCUGCACAUCUGAUUCAGUAAAUUCAUGUGGGCUCUUUGUUCAACCACUAACAUUAAAUAUCUACCGCAUAUUUUCAUCCAAGCAUAAAAGCAAUUACUUGUCGUGGAUCGUCUACUUGACGGAGACGUUUUACGACUUGCUUAAGAAAUUGUUCGACGAGUGCGAUGCUAAAUGCGGUGCGAAGGGAUCCAAUUGCCACAACAAGUGCUGUGUUAAGAAGUGUCCAGUGUCCUCUAAAACAUCAACGCCAUGUAACCAUGAUUCAGAAUGCCGCUCGAUUGUUAAAUGCCAAAACACACUUCCGACACUGUAUAGACAUGGUUUCACAUAUGGCAACGCAGAAAGCCUAAAUGGUGAAUAUGGCGCAGGAAAGAAACGCACAUGUAAGGAUUUCUGCAAGGCGCUGAAAAACGUUCUCAAUGAAGAUAAAAACGUUGAAGCUCCACUUGCCAAAUUAAUAUACGUCACCAUACCAGAUUUCCUCUGGAAAAUAAGGGAACCAUUCUCCCUAACAUUGUUAGCCCUCUGGUCGCUGUCGCUCCUGUACCUGCUGCACAUCGCCGUCGUCCGCCUCGACGUCCUGAGGAUACGCUCCCACCUGAGAUCGCCGUCAAGCCACCGCAUCGCCGCGCAGUCCCUCCUCGCCGCCGCAAGAGUCAAGGCACUCGGCAACGUCAAGUACUUCUCACCAUGA
Molecule: messenger RNA, 5106 nt
Organism: Babesia ovata
Lineage: Eukaryota; Apicomplexa; Aconoidasida; Piroplasmida; Babesiidae
Exons: 2
Coding region: 1-5106 (1701 amino acids)
Source: RefSeq, a predicted model, not a curated record